Molecule: messenger RNA, 908 nt
Organism: Telopea speciosissima
Lineage: Eukaryota; Viridiplantae; Streptophyta; Magnoliopsida; Proteales; Proteaceae
Product: rhodanese-like domain-containing protein 9, chloroplastic
Exons: 6
Coding region: 116-811 (231 amino acids)
Cellular component (GO): chloroplast
Source: RefSeq, a predicted model, not a curated record
CGACCACCAACACCCAUUCUUACUGCAACUCUUGGGUCUGGAAGCUCCAUUCUGUAAGAAUCCCCGGCUCAGACAGAGAGAGAGAGAGGGAGAAGCUCUAAAGCGGAGGAAGAAGAUGGCCGGCCUUUGUUUCUGCACUGCCCUUUCUUCUCGGAGGACAACAUGGUUGGUUCUUGAAACCAACCUUGCAGGGAAUAUGCUUUACAAACCACUCCAUAAGAGAAGCAUGGUACUUAGAGCUGAAGUGAAUUACGUGAAUGCUGAGGAGGCAAAGAAACUCAUUGCUGUUGAUGGGUAUGCAGUCUUGGAUGUCCGAGACAAAUCUCAGUAUGAUCGUGCACAUAUAAAGUCUUGUUAUCAUGUGCCCCUAUUUAUUGAAAACAAGGACAAUGACCUUGGUACAAUUGUAAAGCGAACAGUGCACAACAACUUUGCAGGGCUGUUCUUUGGGUUGCUAUUCACUAAACUUAAUCCCAAUUUUGUGCAAUCCAUUAAAAGCCAGUUCUCAACUGACAGUAAAUUGUUACUUGUUUGUCAAGAAGGGCUAAGGUCUGCUGCAGCUGCUAAUAAGCUAGAGGAAGCUGGCUUCCAAAACUUGUCAUGUAUGACAUCAGGUCUUCAGUCAGUGAAACCAGGCACAUUUGAUUCUGUUGGCUCCACUGAGUUACAAAAUGCGGGCAAAGCUGGUUUAGUGACAGUUCAAGGGAAGAUUUCAGCAGUCCUUGGGACCGUACUAAUCUGCGCAUACCUUUUCAUCACCUUCUUCCCUGAACAAGCAGAGAAGCUACUUCAAAUGGCCCCUGGUAGUUAACUCUUGAAGGAAUGACAAAAUUUCAGUAUUCUGUCCGGUGGUUGGAAGAAACGGUGAUCGUUAGCUGUUCACAAUCAAUAAGUCCAACAGAAUGAAA